Trametes versicolor FP-101664 SS1 is the source of this 984-nucleotide messenger RNA. RefSeq names its product MED6-domain-containing protein. The transcript has 5 exons. Gene Ontology annotation, biological process: regulation of transcription by RNA polymerase II. Gene Ontology annotation, molecular function: transcription coactivator activity. The record is from RefSeq and is a predicted model, not a curated record. NCBI's taxonomy places the organism in Eukaryota, Fungi, Basidiomycota, Agaricomycetes, Polyporales, Polyporaceae. Bases 1 to 984 code for a protein of 327 amino acids. Gene Ontology annotation, cellular component: mediator complex; core mediator complex.
AUGGACGUCGACCUCCAUCCGCCUGACGACUACAGCCACCGCUUUUUCAUCUGGCACGAGUGGAUACUGGCACAUGGCCCGCUCACUGCGGAGAACGCGUUCGACUAUUUCACCACAUCAAUGUUCUACGACAAGCAGAGCAAUAACCAGGUCCUGCGGAUGCAGACCAUGCACACCGGCCUCCCGCUCGUCAAUGAAGCGGAGGAACUCAGACGCUUCACCGGCAUCGAGUUUGCUCUCGUGCAUGCCGAGCCGCCCUCGCUGUUUAUAAUACACAAGCGAGAGCGUCUCUCACCCCACGAAGUCCGCCCCCUCGCUGUCUACUUUAUUCUCAACCACCGCAUCUACCAAUCACCGGACGUGUACACCUUGAUUUCCAACAGGCUCCUCACCUCGCUGCAUUCGCUCCAAAAAUCCCUCGACACCUUGCGCUCUCAUAGGCCCACGUACACGCCCCGCACAGGCUUUGUGUGGCCGAUCGUGGAACCGCCCGCGACUGACGCCGCGGCGAGCAAGAAGCGUGCCGCUGCCGAGGGUGAGCCCGUGCCUGCCGCAGAAGUACCCGAGGAUCUCUCGUCGGAGCGUGGGCUCCCCGCGGGUCCCGCCGAUGCGAAGCGGCAGCAGAACAACAUGCUGCUCUUCAACGCCAUGCGUACGACGGCCUUUCACGCGCAUGAAUCCUUCCAGCUUCCUGCGGCUCCAUCUGAGGAAUCCGUCCCGGAAACGCCUGCUACUGCCACUGCAGGACGGUCUUCUAUGACACCGGCACCCGUUCCGAGGGGCACGACUCCGAAGGGCCCUUCCAACGCACCUACGCCUCAAGAACCGCCUGCCAGAGGUCCGCCCGGUGGCGGGAAGAAGAAAAAGAAGAGUAAGUUGUGCAGGCAGGUCACCAUUCAUUCCGGAUCUGAUUCGUGUGCUUUACCAAGGGACGUUGACCCUGCUAACGCCUGCGCCGUGACUGUCCCGCGUGCACUUUCAUGA